Messenger RNA from Prunus armeniaca (apricot), 174 nucleotides. NCBI's taxonomy places the organism in Eukaryota, Viridiplantae, Streptophyta, Magnoliopsida, Rosales, Rosaceae. The record is from the annotation of a GenBank genome assembly.
AUGUCCGAUAAGGAACCUCCGCUAAGUGCAGUAAGAAAUGCCCUCAUUAGAGAGUGGUGCAACUCAAUCAACGUGGUCGACGUGAAGAUUGCUUGGUCCAGACCCGAUAUCUCCGCCAUCACGGUGACGGUUGUCGCCGCUGACUUGCAGAUUGUAGGCGUGCUGUUACUUUAA